AUGAGACCUUUCACAGAGUCAAACCACAAGAAUCGUCAACAGCCACAGGAGGCCCACCGACAGGGGGACCACCGACAGAGGGACCACCCACAGGGGGACCACCCACAGGUGGACCAGUCUCUGGAGGACCACCCACAGGGGGCCCACCGACAGGAGGCCCACCCACUGGGGGACCAUCCUCUGGGGGACCACCGACAGGAGGCCCACCGACAGGGGGACCAUCCUCUGGGGGACCACCGACAGGAGGCCCACCGACAGGAGGCCCACCGACAGGGGGACCACCGACAGGGGGACCACCCACUGGGGAACCAGUCACUGGGGGCCCACCGACAGGAGGCCCACCGACAGGAGGCCCACCGACAGGGGGACCACCGACAGAGGGACCAGCCACUGAGGGACCGCCCACAGGCGGACCACCCACAGGUGGACCAGUCUCUGGAGGACCACCGACAGGAGGGCCACCCACAGGAGGCCCACCGACAGAGGGACCACCCACUGGGGGACCACCCACAGGGGGACCACCCACAGGGGGACCGCCCACAGGGGGUCCAGCCACAGGUGGACCAGCCACUGAGGGACCACCCACAGGUGGACUACCCACAGGGGGUCCAGCCACUGGGGGACCAGCCACAGGGGGACCAGCUACAGGGGGCCCUCCCACAGGGGGACCAGUCACUGGAGGACCACCCACUGGGGGCCCACCGACAGGAGGCCCACCGACAGGGGGACCACCAACAGGAGGGCCAGCCACUGAGGGACCACCCACAGGUGGACCAGCCACAGGGGGACCAGUUACUGGGGGACCACCCACAGAGGGACCAGUCACUGGGGGCCCACCCACAGGGGGACCACCCACUGGUGGACCAACCACAGGGGCACCACCCACAGGGGGACCACCCACAGGAGGACCACCCACUGGGGGCCCACCCACAGGGGGACCACCCACAGGGGGCCCACCCACAGGUGGACCACCCACUGGAGGCCCACCCACAGGGGGACCCCCCACUGGAGGCCCUCCCACUGGAGGCCCACCCACAGGCGGCCCACCCACAGGCGGACCACCCACAGGGGGACCUCCCACAGGCGGCCCACCCACAGGCGGACCACCCACAGGGGGACCUCCCACUGGGGGACCACCCACAGGAGGACCACCCACAGGGGGACCUCCCACUGGAGGCCCACCCACAGGAGGACCCCCCACUGGAGGCCCGACCACUGGAGGCCCACCCACAGGGGGACCACCCACAGGAGGACCACCCACUGGGGGCCCACCCACAGGGGGACCAACAACGACACCUCAAGAGAUAA
Messenger RNA from Synchiropus splendidus (mandarinfish), 1308 nucleotides. Its product is annotated as translation initiation factor IF-2-like. The transcript is spliced from 2 exons. The record is from RefSeq and is a predicted model, not a curated record. Lineage: Eukaryota; Metazoa; Chordata; Actinopteri; Syngnathiformes; Callionymidae. Bases 1 to 1308 code for a protein of 435 amino acids.